This is a messenger RNA of Paramacrobiotus metropolitanus, 2635 nucleotides long. RefSeq names its product excitatory amino acid transporter-like. The record is from RefSeq and is a predicted model, not a curated record. Gene Ontology annotation, cellular component: plasma membrane. Gene Ontology annotation, molecular function: L-glutamate transmembrane transporter activity; neutral L-amino acid transmembrane transporter activity; glutamate:sodium symporter activity. Gene Ontology annotation, biological process: L-glutamate transmembrane transport. NCBI's taxonomy places the organism in Eukaryota, Metazoa, Tardigrada, Eutardigrada, Parachela, Macrobiotidae.
UGUACGACCUAAAACACAUUUCCCGUUAAUGUGGCGGUGAGCUGCCAGUCAGAUUGCAUUAGCGAGCACGGAUCGUCCAUUGCAACGAGGUUUUUCCAGGCAUUGUUGCCACUGAAUGUACGAUCACAUGCAGAAAAAAUUUAGCUCUGUGACCUUUCUUACAUUCCCUGAUACUGCAGCAGUGCACACGGAAUUCUGCGCAGAGCCUUCGAUAUGAGUACUGAUGUUAUGAUACCAAGCGGUGUUAUCAGGAAUAUUAUUGAGCCUGGCGCGUCAGAAGUUUACGAUGGAUUACGAGAGGAAUCGCAAUGGACCUGCUUUGCAGAAAUAUAGGAUAAAUCCUUGUCAUCCUUUGCUGUCCUAAAAUGUACCGACAUUAAAUAUGCUCUGAUGCAGUCCGGUUAUUCUAACUUUUGCAAAUAAGCGAGGAUUUCACUUGUGCGUCUGGUCGACGAGAUCAUUUUUCUCCAACCACACACACACUCCCCCGAAAAUGCCGAGAGCUGGCAAACACAGCAAUGCUUCCCAUCGUGACAAUGCACCGGAAGUUGCUGUACGCUUAGUAGUUCCGCCGGUGCCUCGCGCAGAUCGCACAUCCACGUCGGGUGGCCCUGAAACUUUCCUCACCAGACUGAGACAUUGUCGCUUCAAAAUGGAUGCCGACAACAUCUUGCUGACCCUGACGAUCGGGGGCGUUAUUGCUGGCGUAGUACUGGGCUCGGCACUGCGCUACGCCAAUCUGGAGCCAACCACCAUACACCUUAUCCAGUAUCCCGGGGAAAUAUUGAUGCGAAUGUUGAAAAUGAUGAUAUUACCUCUAAUAGUAUCGAGUUUAAUAUCGGGUCUGGCCCAGCUGGAUGCUAAAGAAAGCGGAAAGAUGGGUUCAUGGGCGCUAUUGUAUUAUAUGUCAACCACAUUAAUAGCGGCAAUCCUGGGAAUUAUCUUGGUAGUCGCAAUUAAACCCGGUCAGAAUACGGACAAGGAUUCAGAGAUCCUUAAGGGCGAAGAAAGGGAAGUGUCGACUCUGGAUGCCGUACUUGAUUUGAUUAGGAACAUCUUCCCUGACAACAUCGUCCAAGCAUGCUUCCGGAACGAUGAGACCGUGUAUAAAACCGUUAAGAAUCCUGCCUACAAUGCCAGCAUCCACAACAGUUCCAUAGUGCCGCCCACUCUGCGGGUCCGCUCUCUGAUAACGAAAGACGGGAUGAAUAUUCUUGGUAUCAUAACUUUCAGCAUCGGAUUUGGCAUUAUCCUGGGCGCCAUGGGAGCCCAAGGCCAAGUGAUGACCAAUUUUUUCUUUAUUCUCAACGAAAUCAUCAUGCGCUUGGUGAAGUGUGUUAUUUGGUAUUCUCCUCUCGGUAUUAUGUGCCUGAUCUCGGCCAAAAUCCUCGAUGUGACGAACAUUGCGGCGACGGCGCGCAUGCUAGGCAUGUACAUGGUGACAGUAUUAUGCGGCUUGGCUAUCCAUGCCAUCGGCAUCCUUCCCUGCAUCUACUUCGGUGUAACGAGAAAGAAUCCCUGGACCUUCUUCCGCGGCAUGCUGCAGGCUUGGAUUAUGGCGCUGGGAACUGGAUCAAGUGCCGCGACCUUACCCAUAACUUUCCGCUGCCUGGAAGAGAACAACGGCAUCGACAAGCGGGUUACGCGGUUCGUUUUACCCGUGGGCGCCACGGUGAACAUGGACGGGACGGCGCUGUAUGAAGCCGUGGCCGCUAUUUUCAUUGCCCAGCUGAACAAAGUGGAUCUCACGUACGGCCAGAUUGUGACUGUGAGUCUCACGGCUACAGCGGCAUCCAUCGGUGCGGCUUCUGUUCCUUCAGCCGGAUUAGUUACCAUGUUGCUGGUGUUGACAUCCCUGGGACUUCCGACCAGCGAUGUAACAUACAUUGUGGCGGUUGACUGGCUCUUAGAUCGCAUACGGACAUCCAUUAACGUUUUGGGAGAUGCGUUCGGUGCUGGGAUAGUGUAUCACUUAUGUCGCGAAGAUUUAGAGAAAAUUGAUAUUGAAGUUGUAAAAGACCACAAUCUGAACGAGCAAGGCUUGUCGCCGUUAUCUCCUAUGUCGCCUAUUGACCCGUUCCGGAGAUUGUCCACUUGCGUACUUGAGGUCAACCACGCCGGGCGGGUGGCGAAGGAGCGCGGCAACGGCGGCCUGGCUGUAACGAGUUACCAUCUAAUUCCCAGUGAGGAAGUCACUCCCGGCGAUGGCGACACUGAAUCCCGCAUGUGAAUAGAUUGAAAGAAAUCCCAAUAGAAGGAUUUUCUGAUUCUUCAAAAAAGUUGGGUAUAUACAUAAUAUUCAUUGAUCUCUCUCCUCUCUCUCUUUUUGAUCUCAGCUAUCCCUUCGUGCGCAUUCAAUACCACCGGUCAUUACAAAAACUGAAUCAAAGUUGUCUAUUGAACUGAGAGUUUAAUGUCAAAAUGCCGUUACUUCAUAUUCAUCACUCCUUUUAACCCGCUCUCAUUCUUUGCCGCUAUAAUAACAAAACGUAAUAGCUUUUAUUGUCCGAUAAUCUAACGUAGCUUGCGAUUCUACUUUUGUGCACGUGGUUUCGAUUGUGUGUAAAAAUGCUCUGACCAAUGCAAGUAAAAAAUUUGUCAUUGUGAAAUGUGUUAGCGGUUUAAAUACAAACUG